AUGAGAUUAUUUUAUCUUAUUUUUUUUUUAAUUGUUUCUACAAUUAUUAAUGGUUGUAAUUCUCAAAUUCAAAAAAAUGAUUAUAAUUGUUUAAAUAAAUUGAUUGUUAAAAUUGCAAAUCUUUCAUUAUAUAAAUUAAAUAGUACAUCUAAACAAUAUGAUUAUUGUGGAACAAAAAAUAAUAACGUAAUAAAUUGUAAUUCAAAUGGAAGAAUAACAGAUAUUCAACUAACUCAUUUUGUAAACAAAGCAACUAAUUUAAUUUCAGCAAAUGAUUAUUAUUGUUUUCCUUUUUUAAAAUCAAUAGGUGUAGAUAGUUUUAGAAUUGAGAAAAAUUUUAUAUAUGGUCCUUUUCCUGAUACUUUAUAUAAAAGAAUUUUUUUAUUAAAUGGGGAUUUAUUAUCAGUAUUUGAUGUUGACACUGAAAUUGGAUUUAAUAAUACUAUUAAAAGAACAGAAAUUGAUACUUUUAGACUUGUUGGUGGUGUUGCUACAUCAUUAAACACUACAGUUUAUAUGUCAACAAUUUCACAUUUUAAAAAUAUUGAAUUUAUAUAUGGUACUGCAGUAAUUACAAAUAAAACCAACUUUAUAUUUGAAAAUGAUUUAAAUGAAAAUAAAAAAUCAUCAUUUAAAAAAAUUACUUCCUAUUGCUCAAAUAUACCACCAUUAAGUUAUAAUAAUGGAACUAUUAAUUUCGUUGAACUCACAUUUUUACCAAGUUUCGAUAAAGAAUCAGUUUCAAAUUUUUCAAGUUAUUCAAAUGUUUUGGAUAUUUAUUUAAAUUCAUGGGACCCGAAUCAAGUUUUCCCAUUUCCACUAGGUCUUGGUAAUAUUCCACCAAAUAAUAAAUUAAUUUAUAUAUACAUUAACUAUUUAAUUGAUAGCCCACCUCAUUUAAUUGACCUAUCAAACUUAGACUCAAACGAUAAAACCGAUUUAUAUUCUUAUAAUACAUUAACAUUGAAUAAUCCAGGUAAUCUUUUCAAUUUUAAUGGUAAAUUCCCAUUCUCUUCUCUUCAUAAAAAUUUAGUGAUUUUUGAUUUUAAUGAUGGUAAUUUUUCAGAAUUACCAAAAUUAGAAGAUGUUUUUAAAGAGGAAAUAGCUGUAAUUAAUUUGAAUAAUAAUAGUAUUGGAGGAAAUAUUCAAACCACAUUGGAUUUUAAUAAACUUCCAAAGUUAGCAACACUUAAUUUAAGAAAUAAUAGAUUAACAGGAUCAAUUGACGAAAGUUGGUGUAGAAUUAAUUUUGAUAUUAGUUAUAAUCUUAUUGGUGGUGAAGCUCCUAGUUGUAUGGUUUGUCAUUUUCAACAAAAUGAUUUAUCUAUUCGUGGAAUAAAUUUUACUAAUUGGAAUCCAAAACCACCAUGCACUUCAAUUAUUCCAAAUUUAAUGUACGAUAAUUCAACAAAACUAUUAUUAAUAUAUGGUCAAGAUAUUGGCGUUGCAAGAACAAAUUUUAAAAUAGAAAACUCAUAUAACUAUUCACCAUAUUGCAGUAUGCCUGGUUAUCCAGAUAUUAGAAAUAGACAAUUUUGUUUUAAAUACAUUGACACUGAUGAACCAAAUCCAUUUUCAUUUAAUAUUACAUACCCAAAAUUACCACCAGGUUCAAGAAAAACAUUUGAAUUGGCUGCUUAUAAUAUGUUUUUACCAUUGGUUAAUAAGGUUACAAUGAACUCCAAAGAAUCAUUAACAAUUGCUGGUAGAUAUUUCGCAUACAACAAAACAGUAAUUAAUGUUCAAGUUGAUGGCAAAAUCUGUAAUAUUGAAUCAUGUGAUUUUAAUGAAAUUAAAUGUAAAUUUUCAAAUGAUAAUAACAAUAAUAUUAAUGGUUUAAAUGUAUUUGUACAAAUUAUGAAUGUUUCAUCCCAAUUUUGUAUUUCCAAAUGUAAUGCAGCUGAUAAUUAUGAAUGUGAAUUUAAAUUUGAAAGAUGUAAUUGUAGUGAAGGAUGGGAAGGUGGUGACUGUAGUAUUAAAAUUGAGAACAAAUUAUCAAAUUCAAAUAGAAACAAUAUUUUAAAUACUACUAUAAUAUUUAUAGUUUUAAUUUUAAUACUAUCAUCAUUUUAA
Dictyostelium discoideum AX4 is the source of this 2073-nucleotide messenger RNA. RefSeq lists its product as hypothetical. The coding region runs from base 1 to 2073 and encodes 690 amino acids. Lineage: Eukaryota; Evosea; Eumycetozoa; Dictyosteliales; Dictyosteliaceae. The transcript has 7 exons. The record is from RefSeq and is a predicted model, not a curated record.